Molecule: messenger RNA, 1122 nt
Organism: Triticum aestivum (bread wheat)
Lineage: Eukaryota; Viridiplantae; Streptophyta; Magnoliopsida; Poales; Poaceae
Product: 4-O-methyl-glucuronoyl methylesterase 1
Source: RefSeq, a predicted model, not a curated record
GCUGCAGCUUGCCCCUCCUCCAUGGAUGGCCUGCACCGGCUGCCGGAACUCGUUGAGGUGGUACCCUUCAUCCUCGACCUUCAAUUACAGGUUACCAACGACGCUACAAAGAGAAAGCUCAGCGUAUUCCUGCUGGAGCUGGUGUCCGUGCAAGAGCCUGCUUCAGGGAGUCCUUCCUCGUUGACACCGCCGGAGGCGCUCACGAAACUGGCGCUGAAGUGCAUGACCAAUGACCAUGCGGCUCCUAACAUGUCUUCAGUUGCCGCCAAGGUCUACAAGCUCUUCCUAGAGGUGUAGCAUUGCACCGACAAAGUUCCGCAUCCUCGCCAACAUCUCCAUCUCCAUGGCCCAAGGUGAAUUCAGUUUAAUUUCUUGCUGGAGAACUUAGGUGGUUGCUCGUCGUAGCAUCUGGAAGUGACAUGGAAUUGUUGGUAGAUUAGUUGAUUACUCCUGCCAUGGCUAUCACAUGUUUCUGAUGCUAACAGAACAGAUGAGUGCUGCUCAACACAUGUAGGCUGCAAACACCUACCAGGAAGCUUCAGCGCCAUGCUGCUAGCACAUGAAGCGCUCGCGUGCGACUCUCCCUCUCUUGUCUUUCUCCCUGUUUGUAUUUAUGCCUUAACAUUGAAAACAAUUCAAUGUAUACACUGUACGUACAAUUGCCUGCUAGAUGAAGCUCAAUGUGCAAAAUAUACUGUUUUGGUUUCAGUGGACAUCACCUACUUCCAGCGUGAGGAGGGCACCUCCUUCAGGGCGAGGUGGAUUUGGACUUCAGUGGUAGUACGAAGAGCACUUCGGGGGACACAGGGUGAACUCAGAAAAAUUCGCCGCCCCUCCCGCUGCUCGUCGCCGACUACAACGACGUGACGAGGCCGAGCUUCCCUGCCAUAGUCGACAUGGAGUUCUCCCCUUUGCUCCAUCGUGUGUGUCCGCGCAAGAAAUUGACCUGCCCCAUGGCCUAACAAGUGACCUUCAUCCCUGUUAGCUUCUUCUAAGUUGCUCCUGCAACCGUGCAGCGCUCCUAGUGCCCAGCACCGGCAUAGAAAUGUGAAUUCAUUCAGUCUAUAUAAAGGACCAAAUAAAUUAUGUGUUGUCAUAAAAAAAUGGGUGUGCCUACGUUUU